This is a messenger RNA of Populus euphratica (Euphrates poplar), 1016 nucleotides long. RefSeq names its product cyclin p4;1 (gene CYCP4;1). Gene Ontology annotation, biological process: regulation of cyclin-dependent protein serine/threonine kinase activity. Gene Ontology annotation, molecular function: protein kinase binding. The record is from RefSeq and is a predicted model, not a curated record. The transcript is spliced from 2 exons. Bases 138 to 746 code for a protein of 202 amino acids. Lineage: Eukaryota; Viridiplantae; Streptophyta; Magnoliopsida; Malpighiales; Salicaceae.
AUAAGGGUGUUUUCUUCCAAACCCAUUAACCACCACGUUUGCUUUUAUUAUAUGUGGACGCGUAGUAUUUAGUGAAACCCGAAACAAGCAAGCUGCGAAAAAAAUUCCAAGCAUUUAUCACCAAAAUUAGCCUAUCAAUGGCAGAGCUAGAGAGUCCAAAGAUGAUGCCAAAAUCAAUCACAUUUCUCUCUUCUUUGCUUCAAAGGGUUGCUGAUUCUAAUGAUCUUCACCGCGAGUUUCAGCCACAGAAAAUCUCGGUCUUCCAUGGACUAACUAGGCCAACUAUCUCUAUUCAAAGUUACUUGGAGAGAAUUUUCAAGUACGCAAAUUGUAGCCCUUCUUGCUUUGUUGUUGCGUAUGUGUAUCUUGAUAGGUUUGCUCAAAGACAACCUUCUUUGCCUAUCAAUUCUCUCAAUGUUCAUCGGUUGCUUAUAACAAGUGUCUUGGUUUCUGCGAAGUUCAUGGAUGACAUGUAUUACAACAAUGCUUACUAUGCAAGAGUUGGAGGGAUAAGCACGAUUGAGAUGAACUAUCUAGAAGUGGAUUUUCUAUUUGGAUUAGGCUUCAAUUUAAAUGUGACUCCAAACACCUUCCACACUUAUUGCUCCUACCUUCAGAGAGAGAUGAUGCAACAACCUUCUCUGAAUUUAGCUGAAUCUUCAUUGAACUUGGGGAGAUCACUAAAAGUCCACUUGUGCUUCAAUGAAGAUGAGACAUCCCAUCAACAACAGCAACUUGCUGUUUAAGCUAUAGCUUGUUUAAUUAUAAUCCCUGGAAAAUGUAGUUAGUGAUAGAGAUAGUGACUAUCCUCCAGUCUCCUCUCUCGUAUAUUGGAUUGUACUAAACCAACUUGGUUUUUUUAUUUUGUUUUAUUUCAUGGGUUUGAAUUUCAGUUUAUUCUGUAUGUACAGAUGGGACUAUCUUCUUUACAGUCUGGCUAUCAAAUUCUAUGACUCUAUUGUACCAUUAACCUAAAAAAUGAAAUGGGUUGACUCGGUUUUCUGUUUCUCUUUUCA